Messenger RNA from Parnassius mnemosyne (clouded apollo), 1527 nucleotides. The record is from the annotation of a GenBank genome assembly. Lineage: Eukaryota; Metazoa; Arthropoda; Insecta; Lepidoptera; Papilionidae.
CUGAACUGUUUAGUGUUGUUUUUGAGGGAGGUUGUAUUUAUUUGCUCUUUUAUUAUUAUUUUUUAUGUUUUAUUCAUAUUGAGUUUUGUACUUUUCGCGAGCAUUUUAUAUUGUCUUAUAUUAAGAGUUUUCCCAGACACCUGGAAGGAAGCAGUUAUAAUUCCAAUACCAAAAAAUAAUCAUCCUGUAGAACUAAAUCAUCUUCGACCUAUAAGUAUACUACCUUUUUUAUCUAAAAUUGCUGAAAAGGCUGUUUAUAUGCAAUUAAUGGAAUAUCUAAACCAGAACAAUAUUUUACCUCUAAAACAAUCAGGUUUUAGGGCUGGACUAAGCACGGUUACAGCACUAUUGAGUGUUGUCGAUGAUAUUCUAACAGCGCAGGAUAAAGGAGAGGCUACAAUUUUGACACUGCUGGACUUUUCGCGUGCAUUUGACACAAUAGAUACUACUUUACUUCUGUCGAAGUUGAUGUAUUAUGGUUUUGACUGUAACGCAUUAAAGUGGUUUGAAAGUUAUUUAAAUGGUCGUACACAACGCGUCAGACUUCGAAAUGAAACUGGUACCAACAUUUUUUCUGUUGCGUCUCCUGUUACUCGUGGCGUGCCACAAGGGUCGAUUCUAGGUCCUUUACUGUUUAUCCUUUACAGUGCCGAUAUUACGGGCUGUUUUAAAUAUUGCCAGUAUCAUUUAUAUGCCGACGACCUUCAAGUCUACAUAUCAUUUAGGCCGGAUGAUACUAAUGAGGCAGUUAACAAACUAAAUCUGGAUUUAAGCAUGAUCGCUGAGUGGGCGAAUAAUAAUGAACUCAUCUUAAAUUCAAAUAAAACCAAAUUCAUGAUUUUGGGAUCAAAGAAAUUAAUAGAACGAACGAAUGCUCAUAAGCCUAAAAUUGUUGUUGGUGGCAACCAUAUUGAACAGGUAUCCGAAGUUCGUAACUUGGGUAUAAUUAUGGAUAAUAGACUAAGGUUUGAAAAUCAUGUUACGCAUACAGUAAAAAAUUGUUUUUACAGAUUGAAAAUAUUAUAUAAUAUUCGGGAAUACCUAAGUGAAGAAUUGAGAAUUCAACUUUGUGAGUCACUAAUACUCUCGAAGCUAAAUUAUGCUGAUAUUGUCAUGGGAGAGUGUUUGCUUGCGCGAACCAAACUCGUAAUACAACGAGUACAAAAUGCAUGCGCUAGGUUCUGUUUUCGAAUCCCUCGUAGAGGUCACGUGACACCGUUUUUAAAUCAGAGCAAACUUAUUAACAUGAAAUCUCGUAGAUCGGUUCACUACAGUUGUUUACUUUAUAAAAUAUUACAAAAUCAACAACCGAAAUACUUAUAUGAGAAGCUCAGUUUCUCGCAACGUUUCUCACGGGAAACUGUUCGCUUGUUGUACCCAAGACACAGAACGGCUGCGUUUCGUGGUAGCUUUCGGUAUGCUGCCACAAAGUGUUGGAAUAAUAUACCACCUCCGAUCAAGGGCAGCAGGACAGUUCGCACUUUUAAAGUAAAACUAAAAGAAUAUCUUUUAAAUUUGCAAAGUUAG